Molecule: messenger RNA, 6890 nt
Organism: Erpetoichthys calabaricus (reedfish)
Lineage: Eukaryota; Metazoa; Chordata; Cladistia; Polypteriformes; Polypteridae
Exons: 43
Coding region: 80-6808 (2242 amino acids)
Biological process (GO): prevention of polyspermy; binding of sperm to zona pellucida
Cellular component (GO): egg coat
Molecular function (GO): structural constituent of egg coat; acrosin binding
Source: RefSeq, a predicted model, not a curated record
UUUGGUGGGCUUUUCUUUCAUGAGGUUUGCUUGUGCCUGAAAGGGUCUGCUCUUGGUUUUGUCUUUGUGAUUUGAGUGCAUGAUGAUGUGGUUGCAAGGGCAGGCAGUGCUGCCUUUGUUUCUAUUAGUAUGGCUCACUGGAAUGAAUUGCAUAAUUGGAGCUGAAGGGUCUACUGGGGCCUGGAAGGAGGAUUCUAACCCAACAGAACAAAACUUAAACUCUGAAAAUGUCUUGGCUUAUAAGAUGAAAGAUUCUUUCAUUUCUCCUGUGUUGUCUUAUGAUGAAGUAGUUACCAGUUAUGGGUUUGAAGGUGGUGAUAAAGAUGGUUCUGGUGAUCUAAUGUAUCAAGAUUUUGAAGUACUAGAUGUGGAUGAGGGAAAUGUCCCAAUGAAACAGAAAGAAUUGAAUAUUGGUGUGGUAAGUCAUGAUAUGAAGAUGGUUAAAGCUGUGAAAGCCAUUAAUUACAAUCAAAAGGCUGUAGUUGGAGGUGAAUUGAGUGAUCCUGUUGUGAAUGCUGAUGUACCCCAUGGAGAUAAUUUAGAGGAGUUGGAACUACUGCAGGAUAGAGCAGACUAUGAUAAUGAGUACAGUGGUGCUUGGAGUCCUGAGCUGGAGUCUUACCGAAUGAAGCUUAGUGCUCCUCCUGGACAGGUUUGUCAUGAAGUGGCUGUGUUCCCAUAUAAGAUCAGUUGUGGUCAGAUGUCCAUGUCUGCAGAGUUUUUUGGAUCUCCUGCAGAUCUGAAAGUGAGAUUGAAUUCUUCCUUUGUGCAAGUAACCAGAAUUGCUCACCAAUGCAAGUACAAAAUGGAGAUGAGAACUGGAUCCUUCAUUUUUACAGCAUACUAUGAUGGCUGCAAUGUGCAGAAAAUAAAAGGCUGCUAUGUUCUGACUCUUCUCUGGCAGAAUGAGAAGGUGUCCCUUGCCUGUCCAGGAGGAGAGGUUUCUUCUCCUCUUCCCCCAGCUGUGCUCUGCAAUGAGACCAGCAUGACUGUUGGGCUCCCUUCAGGGUCUCCUGAUGACCUAAAAGUGAAAGCAGACCACCUCCACUGGGUCCCUGCACGCCACCUUGCUAGGAGAUGCAAAUAUGUAUUUUUGAAGGAUGCUUUUGGAAGGAUUUUCUUUACAGUUUCAUACAAAGGCUGCUUUGUGAAGAGAGAGGGGAGCUAUCAUAUCCUGUCCGUGAGAUACACCAGUCCUAACCACAAGGAGAAUGUAUUGGACAUGAGGUGCCCAAUACACUAUGGGGAACAUGUGACUACUCCCCAUUCCACUGUGCCUCCACUGUCUCAUCCAAAGGUAUCUUGCCAUGUGUCCACUAUGGAUGUGCUACUGCCUGGUGCCACUCCAGACCAGGUCAAAGUGAAGGACCAUUACAAUCGGGAGGUGGGAGUACAACAGCUGGCUAAAAAAUGUCACUAUCACUUACUGAGGAGCGGCUAUGAUCUAGUGUUUAGUGCAAGCUAUAAAUCGUGUCAUGUCCGAAUGGAGGGUAAUCAUUACAUCCUAACUGUGGUAUAUAAGGCAAGUUCUGGACUGCCAGUAUUAGUCCACAUGAAAUGCCCCAGCUCUCACUGGGAUACCACGACUGCACCUGUAGCCACAUCACCAAGGAAGCCUAGUCCUCUUUGCAAAGCCUCCAGCAUGAGUGUUCUGUUACCUCCAGGCUCCCUAGAUCAGGUCAAGGUUCUAGAUAACUUCCAUCAUGAAGUAUUGGUCCACACAGCUCCCAAAAGCUGUGGCUACCACUUGAUGAAGAAACCUCAUGGGAUCCUCUUUGAAUCCCCUUAUCAGGCAUGCCAUGUCCAGACUGUGAAUCAUUACUACACACUGACUGUCCUCUACAAGCCCACCCCUGGUCCCCAGAUAGUGGUGAACAUGAGGUGUCCCAGGAGAUACCUACCAAUACCACUCUCUACAGCUAUAAAGCCCUCUACGCCCAGGCCACCUCACUUAGCCUGCAGAGCAUCCAGCAUGUCCAUAGAGCUUCCUAGUCACUUGAUGGAUGAGGUUAAAGUACUAGAUGAAGCUCACUAUCCUGUAGUGGUCAUGAAUGCUCCCAAAGAAUGCCAGUACCACUUAGAGAAGAGGGGCAAGACUAUUGUCUUCACUGCUGGUUAUAGGAGUUGUCAUGUGCAUUCUGAGAGUUCCAAUUAUGUGCUUGUUGUCCUCUACACACCUGAGAAUGGUGGACAAGAGAGGGUAACCAUGAAAUGCCCCAUACAUGCUGUGCCCACAUCCUCCCCUGCCACAAGCAGACCACCAGUGCUAUACAGUACCAGCUGUGAAGCCUCUGGCAUGACUCUGAUGCUACCUGGUGGAUCAUUUAAUCAAAUAAAACUAAUAGAUAAAUCCAAUAGGAUGGUGCCAGUCAUGGAGCUUCCCAGAGACUGUGGAUAUUCUUUGCUGAAGGCAGGCGGGCAUCUACUUCUUACUGCUGGAUAUAAAGCCUGUGACAUCAGAAUACAGGAUAACCACUACACUUUGACUGUCAUCUACCGGAGUGCUACAGGGGAUCGGAGAGUGCAUAUGAAAUGCCCUGUACAGCUGGCUUCUACAGUCCUCCCUACAAUGCCUGUCCAUCCUCAUCCUACUUGUACAGCUUCUGGCAUGACUGUAGUUUUGCCUUCUGGAUCGUUGGAUCAGGUCAAAAUUAUUGAUCAAUUGGGACAAGAAACUGCUGUAUCCAAGGCUCCCAAACAUUGUGGCUACAAGUUGGUCAAAGGAAAAGGAACCAUCACUUUCUCUGCCUCUUACAGAGCAUGUGGUAUCAAGGUUCAGAAUCACCACUAUAUCCUGCACCUGAGUUACAAACCAGCUAUUGGGAAUGCAAUGACUGUGACCCUGAGCUGCCCAGUUGGUGGGGAUCCCCUCAAAACCACAACUCCUGCAACCAGCACAAGGAGGCCUUCUCACAUGGAGUGCAUGACUUCAAGCAUGGCUGUGGUCUUACCAGUGGAGUCUCCAAAUGCUGUCUAUGUUGUUGAUGGAAGUGGGCAUGAUGUACAUGUCAUCUCCGCUCCCAAAACCUGUGGUUAUGCCUUGGAAGAGAAGGGGGAAAUGUUGGUCUUGACGGCCCUUUAUAAAGCCUGUCAUGUUACAGUUCAGCAUGCUCAUUAUGUACUUGAGGUGCGGUACAAAUCUGGAAGGGACAAGACUCAUUCUGUGACCAUGAAAUGCCCAGUCCCAAGGAUACCACCUCCUACUCUUGCCACUUCCACCCAUUCCCCAUCUCUAGUGUCCUGUCAUCCCUCAAGCAUGAGUGUUGUGCUACCUGUGGAGUUCCCAGAACAAGUAACCAUCCUUGGGCUGCAUGGUGAGGAGAAGAGGCUGAGUUUUGCCCCCAAAGAGUGUGGCUAUACAGUAGUAAAAUCCAUGGGGAAGAUCUCCUUGACUGUUCUGUAUAUAUCCUGUGGAGUUCACAAAGUGGAGAAUUUCUUUGUGCUGAACCUUCGCUACUACCCAACUGUUGGCCAUCCAGUAGCUGUGCAGAUGAAAUGUCCAGCUAUCCAUGUGCACCCAACAUCUCCUAGACCUUCACCUACAGUGACUGCUGAUCCCAGGGUUCUGUGUCAUCUUGAUAGCAUGAGUGUAGAGCUGCCAAAUGGGAAACUGGAGGACAUCAAGUUGAUGGACAAAGCUCACCACCUACUGGUGGUCCUGCAUGCUCCCAAAGAAUGCCAGUACCACUUGGUGAAGAGGAGCAAAAGUAUUGUCUUCACAGCAGGCUAUAGGAGCUGUCAUGUGCAUACUGAGCAUUCCAGUUAUGUCCUUGUUGUCUUGUACACACCAGAGAAUGGUGUACAAAAAAGAGUAACCAUGAAAUGCCCCAUACAUGCUGUGCCCACAUCCUCGCCUGCCACCAGCAGACCACCAGUGCUGUACAGUACCACCUGUGAAAUCUCUGGCAUGAGACUGAUGCUACCUGGUGGAUCAUUUAAUCAAAUAAAACUAAUAGAUAAAUCCAAUAGGAUGGUGCCAGUCGUGGAGCUUCCCAGAGACUGUGGAUAUUCUUUGCUGAAGGCAGGCGGGCAUCUACUUCUUACUGCUGGAUAUAAAGCCUGUGACAUCAGAAUACAGGAUAACCAUUACACUUUGACUGUCAUCUACCGGAGUGCUACAGGGGAUCGGAGAGUCCAUAUGAAAUGCCCCGUACAGCAGACUUCUACAGUCCUCCCUACAAUGCCUGUCCAUCCUCAUCCUACUUGUACAGCUUCUGGCAUGACUGUAGUUUUGCCUUAUGGAUCAUUGGAUGAGCUUAGAAUUAUUGAUCAAUUGGGGCAAGUAAUUGUCAUAUCCAAAGCUCCAAAACAUUGUGGCUACAAGUUGGUCAAAGGAAAAGGAAGCAUCACUUUCUCUGCCUCCUACAGAGCAUGUGGUAUCAAAGUUGAGAAUCACCACUAUAUCCUGCACCUGAGUUACAAACCGGCUAUUGGGAAUGCAAUGACUGUGACCCUGAGCUGCCCAGUUGGUGGGGAUCCCCUCAAAACCACAACUCCUCCAACCAGCACAAGGAGGCCUUCUCACAUAGCGUGCAUGACUUCAAGCAUGGCUGUGGUCUUGCCAGUGGAGUCUCCAAAUGAUGUCUACGUUGUUGAUGGAAGUGGGCAUGAUGUACAUGUCAUCUCGGCUCCCAAAAUUUGUGGUUAUGCCUUGGAAGAGAAGGGGGAGAUGUUGGUCUUGACAGCCCCUUAUAAAGCCUGUCAUGUUACAGUUCAGCAUGGCCAUUAUGUACUUGAGGUGCGGUACAAAUCGGGAAGGGAGAAGAUUCAUUCUUUGACCAUGAAAUGCCCAGUCCCAAGGGUUCCACUGCCAACUCUUGCCACUUCCACUCAUUCCCCAUCUCUAGUGUCCUGUCAUCCCUCAAGCAUGAGUGUAGUGCUACCUGUGGAGUUCCCAGAACAAGUAACCAUCCUUGGGUUACAUGGUGAUGAGAAGUUGCUGAGCUUUGCCCCCAAAGAGUGUGGCUAUACAGUAGUAAAAUCCAUGGGGAAGAUCUCCUUGACUGCUCUGUAUACAUCCUGUGGAGCUCACAAAGAGGAGAACUUCUUUGUGCUGAAUCUUCACUACUACCCAACUGUUGGCCUUCCAGUAGCUGUGCAGAUGAAAUGCCCAGCUAUCCAUGUGCACCCAACACCUCCUAGACCUUCACCUCCAGUGUCUGCUGAUCCCAGGGUUGUGUGUCAUCUUGACCACAUGAGUAUAGAGCUGCCCAAUGGCAAGAUGGAGGACAUCAAGUUGAAGGAUAAAAUGGGAAAGCUGGUGCCAGUUUACCAGACCUCAAAGAGCUGUGGUUACCACAUAGUAAAAGCAGAAAAGAUUUCUUUGUUGAUCCCCUAUAAAGCUUGUGAUGUGAAGAUUAUGGACCACCACUAUAGUUUAGUAGUGGCUUACACACCAACCAAUGGAGUGCAAAGGAAGAUUACGGUCCAAUGCCCAGUUAUUGGAAAGCCACCAUCUCCUCUUGAAGCUGGGGUGUCCUGUCAUGAAGACUGCAUGAGUAUUGACCUUCCUGCUGGGCCUUUGGAUCAAGUGAAAGUACUGGACGAACAUCACAAUGCUGUUGCCAUCAAGCAGUCCGUCCAUUGUGGCUACAAUCUGUCUUCAGGUGUGGGGAAGCUCCAUUUUUCUGCCUAUUACAAGGCUUGCCAUGUGAAGAUCCAAAAUGGCCACCAUGUUCUGACAGUCCUCUAUACCACUUUGGGACUACAUGGAGAGGUGCAGCUGAAGUGUCCUGUUCAUGACCUAGUUUUCCAUCAGGGGUGUGACCUGCCCAGGAAAAAGCAAGUCCAGUGUGGUCCAACUGGCAUAGCCCCAAGUGUUUGUCAUGCCAAAGGUUGCUGUGUGGAUCCCCAGACAUCCCACUGCUUUUAUCCUCUGGACACAUGUACAGCUGAUGGACACUUUGUGUUUGCUGUCUAUCGAACAUCCUCCAAACCAGAUGUGGACCCUGGCAGCCUGUAUGUUUCUAAUCACUCGUGUGCACCUGUGAUCUGCACCCUAGACUUUGCGGUCUUCAAGAUUCCUCUGACUGGGUGUGGUACUCACAGAUUUGUGAUUGGGGAGACUUCAGUCUAUUUGGCUGACGUGUUUGGGAAAAAGUACAAGAAUCGUCAAAUGUAUGGCCAAAUCCUGAGACAUGCUCCUUACCACUCCCAAAUUGAAUGCCGCUAUUCAAAAGGGACACAUGCCAGCACUGGCUACAUGGUGGUGAAUAGUCCUGCUCUAUCAGAUGUUGUCUCUUCUGGAGCGUUGGGAGUAGUUCUGAGAAUUGCUAAAGAUGACAGCUACACCACCUUCUUUCAGGACACCCAGGUUCCCCUCAGGUUUUUGUUGGGAAGCAAGAUACACCUGGAAGUGAAAAUGGUAAACCCACCUACUCCAGAGUUGGUGCUGUUGGUGCACUACUGCAUUGCAUAUCCCAGGUCUUCAGAGAACGUCUGGGUGCUGAUGUACAAUGGCUGUCCAAAUGUCCUGGAUUAUGGCACUGGCCUUCAUCUGAAGGAUCACAACUGGCAGCCUGUGCCAAAGCAUACCAGACGCUUUGAUGUAACAACAUUCCAGUUUAUGGAUGCCAAAGAGAAUCUUCUAGAUGAGGAGAUUUACUUCAUGUGCUCAACCGAGAUUUGUUCACACAAAGAAUCGUGUGUUGAAGGCUGCUUUGAUGGAAGACAAAUGACAGUUCCUCAGUCAGAAUGGGGAAGGCUUUGUGCUGGUAAACCCUGUCCUAGGCAGCUUCAUGUGAAAAGGGCCAUAGCAGACCAUGGAAGCCUCCUCUGGAGAGAGGAACCUUCCAGCCAAGAGAACUGACCCAGAGUUCCUUUUAACUGAUCUCUUGUGAAAUGGACUGAAUAAAAAUGUACCCAAAUUUUAAUAAAAUGUAUGCCUUAAA